AUGGCUUCGGUCGCUUACAAGGACUUCCUCAAAGACGUCCUGGGAGGCGCUGCAGAUGAGAUCGAGGAACGCGACGAGAAGUUGCUCGGACAAAACUGCGACAUCUUCGCAAUUCCUGAGGACAAGGAGGAUUCCAAUGAGGAGGAGGAAAAGAUGGAGGACAAAGCAGGAGAGACUGUGUGCUUCGCGAUGGAUUCCUCAGAUGACGACAACGAUUCGGACGUAGACUCCGAAGAGUGGGACCUGGAGGACGCGUAUAACUUUGAUCCGGAGCGCGUUGCGGAGCUCUUGAAGAAUCCAGACGUUUCGGAGGAGGACCUGGUGGAAUCGCUUCAGGAGACCAUGGCCGAGGCGAUGAUCCUGCGGAUGACCGCGGAGGACCCGGAUGUGGAGGCCUCGCGCCCGACCUGCCAAGAAGACAUCAGCGGCCUCAUGACGCCUCCGGCGCAGCCGGCCACCUUCGAUGCGACGACGCCGGACCCCAAGGAGCUCUCCAAAAAGCUGGAGCAGGUGCCCGGCCGAGUCAGACGAUCCUCCAUCAAUCGACGCGGGGCCCUGGAUGACGUGGCGAAGUCGGCCGUCAAGAACCAUCGGAAGAGUAUCGCUUGCAUCGCCUCAGCCAAGAUGGGCAGUGACGAAGGCAACAAGGAUAAGAUCCAGCAGGCGCUCACGAACUCUAAGAAGCGCCACCGGAUGAGCAUGUGCAAAGCCGUGGAGAUGCUCGACCUCGCAGGAUUCAGGGAUGAAGAGGACAAGGAAGUCGUCAGCAACAAGCUGGAGACGCUGCAGAAGUGCGUCCUCAAAGCCAGGGCGCUGCAUCGCCAGACAGUGGCCAAGGUUGCCCUCGAGACGGUUGGUGGGGACUUGCUGCCGGCCUCCGAGCUCGCCAAGGCGGGCGAGGGCACUGCGGAGGCCUCCAAGGACGGCAAUGCCAAGGCCUCCAGCUCCGCAGAGAAGCCCAGGGUCAUCAGCAACCUCUCUGCGUCUGCGCGGGAGUUCAAGCCCUCGGCAAAGCAGGAGAGCAUCGAGCAGAAGAUCAAGAAUGCGGUGAAGGCCGCGCACCAGCGCGCCCAGAAAGAGCAGGGGACCGUCGAGCCACCACCCCGAGGCUAUGAUGAAUGGGGCAACCCCUAUGCACAGGGCUGGGGGUCGCAUUACCAGCAGUGCGACUACGGCUACGUGCAGGGCUAUGACCAGGGCUACAACACUGGCUACAACCAGAUGUACAGCCAAGGAUGCGGCCAGGCUUACGACCCAACCUGGAACAAUGGCUGCGGCUAUGCGCAGGGCAGCCCGCCAUGGCAGCAGAUGCCGCAGCAGCAGAACUGGAUGCAGGGCAAUCCUGGGCAGAACUGCUGGAUGACACCAGAAGGAGCUCAGGCGGCGUAUGGGUCCAACUGCUACAACUACUACGGGGGCAACUACGCCGGCUAUGGCCAGAGUCAGCAGCCUUCCUACGGAGGGCCACCUUGGCAAAACGCUGCCUGGGGAUCCGCUUAG
This is a messenger RNA of Symbiodinium natans, 1500 nucleotides long. NCBI's taxonomy places the organism in Eukaryota, Dinophyceae, Suessiales, Symbiodiniaceae. The record is from the annotation of a GenBank genome assembly.